AUGUCUCACUCCCACCCCCUCCCUUCCUUAGGCGAUUUCACCAGACUCCUCACCGCCAUCUCCAAGAUUCAGAACGAUGAGGGGAGAAGAUACGACGUCGUAGUAGUCUCUCUCUUCGACCAAAUGCGAAACCUUUUUGGAGUCUCCUCCUCACCUCUUCUCUACACUUGCAACAUUGUAAUCAACUGUUUAUCCCAAUCCUCACGGCAUCCUUACACUUCUUUCGCCUUUCUUGGGAAGAUGUUGAAGCUUGGGUUUGAGCCUGAUGUCUUCACGUUUACUUCUCUGAUUAAUGGGUUUUGUUGUAAGGAUAGAGUUGAUGAUGCUUUGGGUUUGUUUGUUAAGGUUGUUGAGAUGGGUUUUAGACCUAAUGUUGUGACCUACACUGGUUUGAUUCAUUGUCUUUGUAAGAACAGAGAUGUUGAUCACGCGGUGGAGCUUUUUAAGCGGAUGGAGAGUGAUGGGGUUAGAGCUAAUGUUGUUACUUACAACUCUUUAGUGAGUGGUUUUUGUGAUUGUGGUAGAUUGGGAGAUGCGGCUCUGUUUCUGAGGGAGAUGAUGGAGAGGAGAGUUGGACCUAAUGUGAUCACUUUCACCGCGUUGAUCGAUGGGUUUGUGAAGGUUGGGAGGGUUUUAGAUGCUGUGGAGUUGUAUGAGGUGAUGAGGGAGAUGUCUGUAGAGCCUAAUGUGUUUACUUACAACUCUUUGAUCAAUGGGUUUUGCAUGUGUGGACGCUUAGAUGAGGCUAUGAGAAUGUUUAACUUGAUGAAGAGAAAGGGAUGUGUUCCGAAUAUAGUGACUUAUACUACUCUCAUACAUGGAUUCUGCAAGUCCAAGAGGGUAGAGGAAGGUGUGAGACUCUUUAACGAGAUGUCUCGGAGAGGAUUAGCUGCCAAUACAGUCACUUACACGGUCUUUAUCCAGGGUUAUUGUCUAGUGGGCAGACCUGAUGUUGCAGAACAAGUGUUCAAGCAUAUGGUUUCUUCUCACAAUGCGUGUCCUGAUGUCAGGACCUACAAUGUUUUGCUAGAUGGUCUGUGUUGUAACGGGAAAGUAGAGAAGGCGUUGAUGAUAUUUGAGUACAUGCGGAAGAGAGAAAUGGAUGUUAGUAUUGUCACGUAUACCAUUGUUAUUCAAGGGAUGUGCAAGGUUGGUAAAGUGGAAGAUGCUUUUGAUUUGUUUUGUAGUCUUUUCUCCAAGGGAAUGAAGCCUAAUGUUGUAACGUACACUACAAUGAUAAUGGGAUUUUGUAGGCGAGGCCUGAUUCAUGAAGCUGAUGCGUUGUUUAGGAAAAUGAAAGAAGAUGGGUUCUUACCAAAUGAGCGUGUGUCUUAAGUAGGUGAACAAUCAUGUGGAGUUAGAGAUACUUUGAUCUCAAAGCAUAUGAUGGUGGAGUUGCAAUUUGGGGAGAGGACACAGAGGUGCAAUAUGAAGUUUUGUGCCAUACCUCGUCAGCUACACCAGUUUGUGUAAAUGAUUCAUGUCCAAGGAGAUGUUUUCUUGACAAGUAUUUAUUUUCGUUGAAGACUUGUUUCUAUCUUCAAGAUUCUGCAAUGAUUGGAGUAUUUGAAGUGGAAUAGUAUUCUCUAGAAAUCUAAUCAAAUGGAUAGAUAGAUAGUGGAGAAGGUAUGUAUG
This is a messenger RNA of Eruca vesicaria subsp. sativa (arugula), 1635 nucleotides long. The record is from the annotation of a GenBank genome assembly. NCBI's taxonomy places the organism in Eukaryota, Viridiplantae, Streptophyta, Magnoliopsida, Brassicales, Brassicaceae.